AUGUCAGGAGUUGGACCUCUUUCACAAGACUGGGAGCCCGUCGUUCUCCGCAAAAAAGCCCCCACCUCCGCUGCCAGAAAGGAUGACAAAGCCGUCAACGCCGCUCGCCGUUCCGGAGCCGAUAUCGAAACCAUGAAGAAACAUAAUGCUGCCACAAACAAAGCUGCUUCUAGCAGCACUUCAUUGAACACUAAGAGGUUGGAUGAGGAUACAGAGAAUUUAGCUCAUGAUCGGGUCCCAACUGAACUCAAGAAAGCUAUAAUGCAAGCCCGGACGGACAAGAAGCUUACUCAGGCACAACUUGCUCAAAUAAUCAAUGAGAAGCCUCAAGUGAUCCAGGAGUAUGAGUCAGGAAAAGCCAUUCCAAAUCAGCAGAUAAUUGGCAAAUUGGAGAGAGCACUUGGUGCCAAACUGCGUGGGAAAAAAUGA
This is a messenger RNA of Lathyrus sativus (Indian pea), 429 nucleotides long. Lineage: Eukaryota; Viridiplantae; Streptophyta; Magnoliopsida; Fabales; Fabaceae. The record is from the annotation of a GenBank genome assembly.